This is a messenger RNA of Mesorhabditis spiculigera, 1539 nucleotides long. NCBI's taxonomy places the organism in Eukaryota, Metazoa, Nematoda, Chromadorea, Rhabditida, Rhabditidae. The record is from the annotation of a GenBank genome assembly.
AUGUCCGGCUACGGUACCUCGAGGCUUAGCAGAAAGAUAGCCCUCAGCGUCUUUUUCCUCGUCGAAGCCGUCGCCUUCACCCUUGCCCUGCUCGCCCUCCUCAGCCCCACCUGGCAAUACGUGUAUUUGGAGAACGGUCACGCUGAGCAUCACCACGGGCUGUGGCUGGACUGCGUCCGGUUCUAUACCUUCGUCUACGGCGAUAAGGGCGAGAACGUGCAGAGCAACUGGAAACGUGAGCUGGAGAACACACCGUUCGCGCUGUUCAACCUGCCGGAGUUAAGCUGCGUCUACAAGUUUGACUACUACAUCGACCAGGAGGAUCUCUACGACCACAACCACGACGAGAAUCGCAUCGAGAAUGACGCGUGGCAGCACCUGUUUUUGGGCAAGUUUGGGAUAAACGUGAGACUGAUCGAUUACGCGAUGAAAAUGCGCCACAAGAUAGCGACUUUAUGUGCAGUCGGCGUCGCUUGGGCAUUUUCAUUUGCCUCACUUCUGGUCGGCAUCUGCUCGUUCUGCCAUCGGACGUUCAUCUGCGCCUCCACGGUGCUGAUCACGAUGGCUGCCUUCUUCUCGUCGGUGGGCACCACGGUGUUCUACAUCUGGGCCAACUACCAGGAGAACAAGGUGUUCAAGGAGGAGGACAUGGAAGACUACGAGCAAGAAUUCGGGUGGGCGUUCCACUUCCAGUUCAUCGCCUCCCUGCUGCACUUCAUCGCGUCGUUCCUCGGCUGCUUCGCCACGUCGUUGGCCUUCAGAAAGGGCCGGGCCAAGCUCGUCAAGAUUGAGGUGGUUGAGGGAGAAGAGGAGUCCCCGCUCGCCUCAAAUACCCAUCUCUCCACGACGACACAACCCUUUAAACGAUCGUUUUCGGCGAUUUAUCGGGUCGAUUCUGAGGCGUUGCGGAACUGGGAGCGCGAUUAUAUGAAGAACCACAAAUCCGAGACCACAAACUUCAAGCGCACGGCGUCGGUGCCGAACUUGACGAAAAAGCAGCGGAAGGCGAUGCAAAAAGCGCAGCGCGACGCGGCACGAUCGCAGGACUUGAUCUUCACGUCGACGAGCAAUAUUCUGUCGGAAAGGACCGAGACGACAGGGGCCAGCAAUACCCUGGAGAGUCGAAGGGAUUUACGACAAUCUCCGCAGCUCCCCACGGCCAUGACGCCGAAGUCAAUCAUGAAGAAGUCGACGCAAUCGUUGGCGAUAACGAGCCAACGGGUCGAGCCCACGUAUGAAUAUCUGCCCGGCCCCGCCCCCUCAUCCAUCGCCCUGUCCACGUUCAAGCCGCAGAGAGACUCGCCAGCGUCAAGUGUACGGUAUGACUCGGUGUACGAGACGCUACCCGGUGACAACUACGAGGAGCCAAACUCAACGCUCAAAAAGCGCCUCAGCAAUUCGACGAUCGGCGAUGAUCCGGUUAGGAGAGCAUUGUUGCCGACGAUGCCUUCUGUAUCCGGGUCGGCACAGUCGAUUCCGACGCCCAGGACCACCGUAAUCGAUGACGUGGCGCCGCGGAAUUCUACCUCACAGGUACGC